AUGGGUAAUAGAAAUGAAACACAGCCGACUGAAUUCAUUCUUCUAGGGCUGUCAACAUAUCAUCAACCAUUACUUUUUGGUAUAUUACUAAUAAUUUAUUUUUUAACCUUGAUGAGCAAUACGAUGAUCAUUGUGACAGUGACUGUAGAUGCUCAACUUCAGUCUCCUAUGUAUUUUUUCCUGCGGAGCUUGUCUCUUACAGAAAUAUUUUACAUAUCGGUAACAGUUCCCCGCAUGCUCAGAGACUUCUUAAAUCUAAAUAAAGCAAUAUCUUUUCUGGGUUGUGCUUCCCAGCUUUACUUUUUCUGUUUUCUUGGUACAACAGAGUGCUUUCUGCUUGCAUUUAUGGCAUAUGACCGAUAUGUGGCUAUCUGUCAUCCUCUUCACUAUAUGACCAUAAUGACCAAAUCCAAGUGUCUAGAGUUCUCAGUAGGCUCAUGGCUGUCUGGGAUUUUAUUGUCAUUAUUUCAGAUUUCCUAUGUUUUUAGCCUUCCUUUCUGUUCCUCCAAUAUCAUUGACCAUUUCUUCUGUGAUAUUCUCCCAGUGGUGAAGCUAGCUUGUGCUGACACUUUUUCUAAUGAGAUAGCGAUUUUAAUAUACAGCUCUCUAGUUAUACCUCUACCAUUCCUGCUUAUUCUGGUGUCCUACAUAUGUAUCAUUACUACUAUCUUAAGAAUGCCCUCAGGUGUGGGAAGAAAGAAAGCAUUUUCAACAUGUUGGUCCCAUCUGACAUCUGUAACUUUAUUCUAUGGAACAGCUACAAUGACAUAUCUCAAGAUGAAAGCGACCAAAGCAUUUGGAGGUUCAAAAGUUAUUUCUCUUCUCUAUAUUGUAGUUAUUCCCAUGCUUAAUCCUCUAAUAUAUAGCUUGAGAAAUUCAGUUUUAAAAAAUGCCAUGAAAAGACUGAUGCAUUUAAACAGACUCCCUAAAGUGACUUUUCAGUGUAUACCUCAGUUUUUUAAAUAUUUUUAA
This is a messenger RNA of Rana temporaria (common frog), 972 nucleotides long. Its product is annotated as olfactory receptor 10A7-like. The transcript has a single exon. Bases 1 to 972 code for a protein of 323 amino acids. Gene Ontology annotation, molecular function: G protein-coupled receptor activity; olfactory receptor activity. The record is from RefSeq and is a predicted model, not a curated record. Gene Ontology annotation, biological process: G protein-coupled receptor signaling pathway. Gene Ontology annotation, cellular component: membrane. NCBI's taxonomy places the organism in Eukaryota, Metazoa, Chordata, Amphibia, Anura, Ranidae.